UGACAUAACGUCAACAUUUAUUAGUAAUAUGUCAAUUAAUGUUUUGAUUUUCUAAUUUCUGAAUCAUAGAACAAUUUAAAAUUCAACAUAAUUAAACAUACUUCUAAGCUUCUAAGCACGGCUUGCUCAGCAAUAUGAGUCGAACUUUUGAUAGAAACAAUUAUCCCAAAGUAUCAGAUUAUCUUCUGAAUGGAGCAAUUUUAACGUACAUAGGAGGGGUAUUACUGAUGAUAUCAUUUUGCAGCCCAUACUGGGUGAAGUCUUACACCGAAACAUUCUCAACCUUCAAAAACAUGGGAAUUUGGCAGUACUGUUUUGAGGAAUUCAGAUACCCAUAUUUUCAGUUUGAUAAACAGUUCAAUGGUUGUCACCAUGUGUUCAGUAAGGAAUAUCACGUUAUACGAGAGUGGCUGCUUCCAGGGUGGCUAAUAGCGGUACAGACUUUCAUGACGAUUUCAUUUUUAUUGAGUUUUGGUGCUCAAGCAAUUAUGGCCUGUCAAGUUUGUAGAUUUCCCUUGAAAUUCAUACUUAGAUAUGAGUGGAUUUUAUCUUCGAUAAACUUUGGGUUGAUCGCUACUGCAACUCUAUUUAUGUUCUUAUCCUUCCUCAUUUUUGGGUGCUCUUAUACAAGAAGAGACUGGUUGAUGUAUCCUAAUUUUAAUUUCCUCACAUGGGCCUACUGGUUUGGAGUUAUUUCCAUGUUCUUUCAUGCAUUUGCAUCUUUAUCACUUUAUAAAGAGGCAAGAUUGAGCUAUGAGUUGAAACAAGAAUCUAAAAAUUUGAUAAUGCAAAUGCAGCACAAUCCACAGCACAGGCUGGGAUGGUCUAUCUAUUGAAGUGUGUAAUAUAUCUGGUAUAUUCAACAUAAAUAUAUUUUUUUACAGUAUUGUUUGUACGUAAAGAGAUAUAUCAAUUUCUAUCACCAUUUUCAACAAUAUUUAUUAUAGUUUUGUAGAUAUUUUGAGCCUUAAUGUACCUCUGGAUGGUUGCAAAUGUAUCAUUUAUGAUACAUAACUCAAUCGGCCUAUUGAGUUUUGAAUUUAGUGACUGACAAAAUUCAUCAAGAUAUUUAGUGUUAAGAUAGCACUGUUCACUUGAAACAGAAUAUUUUGUAUUUGAUGUUGUUUGACUCAACACUGAUGUUUUUCUAGGAACUUGUUUCCUACUAGCAUUUAAACCUAAUUUUUUUCCGAUUGGUCAUUAUAGAAGGAAUGAUUAUGAAUUCCCUCACUGUUUUCUUUUUGAUACGUUUUCUCUAAUUAAUUAGUUUAUGUACAAGUCAAUUAUUUUAACAAUGUUAUCAUUUGUUGUAAAGAUAUCUUUUAUAUGAUUUUUGGCUCUUAUUGUUCGAAUUUUGAAGUAGUGAUACUGAAGUAUUAUGCAAAUACUGAAUCCGUCCAUUGUUAUAAUAUUGAACAAUAUUGACUUUUUAUAUUUUGGUAGUUAAGAUUUGAAAUAUAUUCCCACUAAAAUAUUAAA
Messenger RNA from Coccinella septempunctata (seven-spotted ladybird), 1479 nucleotides. RefSeq lists its product as uncharacterized. The record is from RefSeq and is a predicted model, not a curated record. Bases 135 to 836 code for a protein of 233 amino acids. NCBI's taxonomy places the organism in Eukaryota, Metazoa, Arthropoda, Insecta, Coleoptera, Coccinellidae. Gene Ontology annotation, cellular component: septate junction; membrane. The transcript has 4 exons. Gene Ontology annotation, biological process: regulation of tube size, open tracheal system; septate junction assembly.